CUGUUGGUAAUAAUCAUGGCCACCCGUCAUCAACUGUCUGCACUGUCCGUGCCUAUUGUAUUAUGAUCGGUCAAUGAUCUUGUUUAUAACCAUAUUAUCAAAUUGACCGCUAGGGAAGAAUUGCAUCAAAAUGACAGUGACAUAUAGUAGAAACAAACGUAUUUAGCGUCCAUUGAUGUGAAAUGUGAAGUGUUAGUGGCGCUCAAACUCCAUGUACAUUUAUUCAUUUAUCGUUCAUCGCCAUUUUGUUUGGCUUUGUGUUUACAGUGAAAAUGGUUCGGAAAUCAGACAAACUUGAAGUGGAUUAGAUUGUUCUUUUACACAUCACUCUUCGUCGUUUGUAGUUAUUGCAGUCCUUGAACAUCUGGUGGUAUCUCAAGAGGCCAAGGAUGUUUGUAUAAUUGUGUGCUGCUGGAAAGAAAGCUCCUACCGGAAGUUUACAGCCAUCAGUUAUGAUUGUGAAUAUUGUUUUCAACCUCCAUCAUGCAAGAUUAGUAAAAUCUGCAUGGAACUGUACAGCAUGCCCCAGCUAGAUAAAACUUCAUCAUAUGCAGAUACUCAAUAUGAGGGCGGGGGGGAUGUAAGCCAGAGGACUCCUACAAAUGAUGUUAAGAAGUUUGCACCAGUGCCCAGCGAUGCCUUACCCUUGUUGACAAGUUCUGCAUGGAAUGCUGUCAUCCAUCGCCCAGCUGAGGAUGACUCAGAACCUGAUGACCUCCCUUCAACUGUGGAUAUGGAUGCCAUCAAGGGUUCUCCAUCCACACCUAUGACUACAUCGAAGGGAUCUUCCUCCAUGGAAGUUGAUGGAUGGAUGUCAGGGAGGGUGGAUGGAAGUAAACAAGGUGAGAAGAGUGUGGAUGAUGAAGAUGACGAUGACGACGACGAUGAUGAUGAAGAUGAUGAUGAUGAGGAUGAAGAUGACGCAGAAGUUAGUAACACUGAUAGUGAAAGUGAUAGUCAAGAAUCAGAGGAUGUGGAUUCUGAUGAUUCUGGAUCUCUAAAUGAAUCAGGAAGUGAUUCAGAGGGAUCUGAAAGCGAGUCAUGUUGGAGUGACUCUGAUUCUGAUUCUGAAAGUAGUUCGUGUUCAUCUCAUAGUGGUCAUUCAAGUCACUCGUCUCAUAGUCGCCAAACUUUUUCAAUUCGAGAUCAGGGAGGUCUGAAAUUAAAGAUUGUUACAAAGAAAGGCCCCUCAAAGGAGAUCGAAGUGAAAAAAGGACCUUUAUCUAGUGCAAAAUCAUGCAAAGAAAAGACGGUCAAAUUUGAGAAAUCACCAAAUCAGGCUCCAAGCUUGACUCAGUCUUCCAACAUGAAAAGUGCUUCUGCCAAGGCAGUUGGGCCGAAGAAGGCAGAAACUGUACGAAAAAAAGCAAGAGUGGGUCAUCCUCUUCCGAAAGAUAAGAUGUCAAAUGCAUCGAGUCGUGGUUUAUGCAAUAUGCGGGUAUCAACAUCGCCAACGCCUUAUGGGAAUUUGGGUAGAGGUAGUGCACAAACUUCUUGUGCUCAAAAUCACUCAAAUAGUGAUGACUCUGAUGCUGAAGAUGAUGAGGAACGAGUGGAAGAUAUCUCACAGCUGGCCCAAGAGUUAGGGGAUAUGGAACAAGAAAAUAUGGCCAUAUCAGAGCAUUUGCAGGAAAUAAACCAAGAAGAUCUGGCUGCCAUUCUACCUGAUGUAGUGACAACUGACAACAAUGGGGAUGAAGGAGGACCACCGUUUGAUGGAUUUGAAGACAUGAGUUCUGAAAGUGGAAAAGUUACUGCAGAAAACAACACUUCUUGUAAUCAGCAUGGUGGGACUGAAUCUAGCAGCGACAUGGAGUUGCCAGAGCAAGUUGUCAGUGAGGCUAUCAAGAGGAUUCAUAUAGACAGUGAAGAUGUUGAGGAGGCCAGAGGAGAUUCAUCUUCUGGGGACUCUAGUGAGGAGGAAGGUGUUGGAGAAAUAGUACCAGGGCCAGGUUAUUCUUCAAACCUGCUGCAACAAUUUGUUGAAAAGACAGAAAUGCUUUCUUCUCAGUCUAGUUGCUCACAAGAUCCAGGGAAGGUAAGUUCUGUGUCCCGAGUUAAAAGAGAAGAACCUCGAAGGAAAAAAAGAGGAAGACCUCCAAAAGUUUCUGGCAAAACCACAGAUGAAGUUCCUGAAAAUUCGAAUCAUCCAGAAGGGUCAAGUUCUUCAGUGAAGUGUAUGCCUGAACUUGAAGCUUACAUGCGACUUGAUUGUUCGGUUUCGAAUGUUUCUCCAGACAGUGGAAUUCAAUCUGUAGCUGGAUCACCGGUACAUCAGGCUUGUUCACCUGCUUCACAUACUGCUGUUCACUCACCCAGCUUAUCUGCUCAUAAAGCGGUUUCUCCUGUUUCUAGUCCCCACAGCCUGAGGGAGGCGACUCCACCUCCUCCACAGCUGUUCCCUGGGGAGGAGAAACAGGAGCCUGCCAAGCGAGGCCCUGGACGACCACCCAGGGGCUCUAAAUGCCAGGCAGAUCGGAGAGGGCCAGGCAGACCAAAGGGUUCUGGCAAGAAAGCAAAAUGUGAACAAGUUUCUGCUACAACUACCAAGAAUGAUCCUGGUAGUGAUAAUGGGGGAACGGUGGCAGCUAUUAGUGGAACUGACAGCUGCGAUGAAAUUCCUCCAACUCCCUCUCCUGUCCCUAUAGCCCCUGUUAAAAGAGGGCCAGGCAGGCCUAAAAAAGCUCCCCCGGUCCUUGAGCCAAAUCUUCCUUUACCUGUACCCGAACAAAAGAAAAGGGACACUGAGAGUAAAAUAUCUGCAAGGAAAAAGUCAAAUGUAGUUAAGGGCAGUGAAGAACCUCCAGUUUCAGAAACAAGACUUUACGGUAGUGGCGUACUUUCUGAUGUGCCAUUGACCAAGACGCCAUAUAAAAGUAGUGUUAUUCUUAGUGACAUUUGUGAGAGGGUAAGUAAGCGACUGGACCAAUCAAUUAAUUUGUUGCCUACCACAGAUAUUAAAAGAUUACCAACCAAAUGCUCAAAAUCCAAAUCUAACAAAGAACAUUUUUAUAAAAAAAGUGAAUUAUCUCCAGAAGUGAAGGCUAAUAAAGGAAGGAAGAGAAGAGAGAAGGAUGAAAAUGGAUGUUCAGGCCCCAUGCCAGCACAAAGGCAGAGGCCCCAAGCAGCAGCAGCAUCUGCAGCAGCUGGAGCUUCUGUUGCAGCAACUCGCAAACCUGUCCUCCAGCACCUCCCUAGAAUGUUAGCAUUACCUUCUGGAAUCUCUCAUCAUAAGCACAAAAAGCGGAAAAAGAGGAUUAAAUUACCAAGACAAGAGAAAGUUAUAAUUGAUCCCACUUUCCUCUCUGAGUUAGAGAAAUUAACCCAGGAAUUUUCUCGAUGUUGUACAAUUACUAAGGGUGGUGCAGGAGUUCCUUCAAGUAAAAGUGGGGAAGUGGCCCUACCCUCUAUAUUCAGAGUGAAGAGAAUUGUAAAGAAGAGGAAAGGCAGUGAAAAGUCUAGAGCUAGUGACAGAGAAUCGGGUACAGAAGGUGACGGAGGGAAGGAAAAAAGUCGUCAACGCAGACCAAAGAAGAGCGCAGUUGAAGUUCCAAAGGGUCAUGAUCGAUCAGAAGCUGCAAGUAAUGAACAGCGACUUCCAUUAAAAAAACGUCAUUAUCACAUAUCAACAGCAGCUAGUCUUUUGACUUCUAAUUCUGUCUGCGAUGCUCCUAGAACUGAACUAUCAUCAGACACCAUCAAGAAGGCAAAUAGUGUGGAUCGGGUUUCUUGUGUUGAUAAGGAAAAAAUUGGUGAUAAACUUUGUGGGACAAAUACAUCUGGACCUGGAAAUAAGAACCAGUCAAAACCAAGUGAAAAAGCCCUAAUUACUUCAAAAGAAAAGCCUAGUGAUAAAAGUAGCUGUUUAAACAACGUAAGUAAAGGUACUGUUACUGAUGUGAAAUCAAGAAAUACAUCAGAUCCACCUAGAGAUUCCAUCGAUGAAGCUAUUGAAGCUUGUAUAACCCGUUAUACAACAAUAUCUCCUCUAGAAAAAGGUCCCUCUUCUACAAGAUCGGUUAUUGUUACUCCUAAAAAGCGGCAUAGGUUAGAAAAUGUAAAUGCAUUUAGUCACAGGACAUCAUGUAUUGCUGCUUGUAAAGGAAAAGAUAAUUCAUCUGAAGGUGGAAAUACAUCAAAUAGUAACAGUAACAAUAAUAUCAAAAGUGUGGUACCUCUGAACAGUUCACCUCCACCUGGCAAAAGAGCUGGUUCUAGGAGUGCUAGUUUGAAUUCUCCUUCAACAAAUUCAACAAAUAUGUGUUUGACAUUAUCUCCUGUUCCCAUGCCUGAUAUAAAGACAAUUACUGUUGCAUUGGAUACAUCACCAAAGUCUUUGGAUAUUGAAUCUUCCCUCUCAGCCAGUCCUGUUGUUAAACCAGCAUCACCCUCCACACCUAAAAUCUGUUCAUCUCCUAACAAAGUCACAACUCCGAAUAAGUUAAAUUCUCCUUGUACGAAGACCGUCACAGCAAGUAAAUUGUCUUCUCCUAUUUUAUCAAAGACACCUACAAGCAAAACUUCACCUCUUCCAAAUAAAGUGAAUCAAAGUCAUAAUAAAUUAUCACCCAAUUCUAAAUCACCUGUAAGUAAGAAUCUGAUUCCAGGCUGUAAAGGAACUGUUCCAUUGGAGAAAUCUUCAGGUAAUAAUAAACAAGGAGUGUCUGGCAGGACUUCAGGAAAUAAAGUUACAUCUCCCAAUAAAGCUAAAGUGUCGUCGAAGAAAGUUACAGUGCCACACAGUAGAAUUAUUUCACACCGAAGAAGUCCAAGUGUUUUAUCUAAAACUUCCACCACCAGCAAGAACAGUCUCUCAAAACCUCUUGCUCUUUCUUCAAAACUUAAUACUUUGGCUGAUUCUGUCAGUGAUGUGUCUUCUGCCUUACAUAAUUUAAGAGGAAAGCGAUCAAAUGGGUCUGUUGAGAGGGGUGACUUCAGUUUAAAACGCAGUGUGAAUAAAAAGAAAAAAUUGAUUCGUGAUGUUCGGGUUCAUGUUACAAAAUUAACACCAAUGGAUCUCUUGAAAAAGGCUGUUGGUGCUGUCAAAGAGAGAGCUCGACGGAAAAAAAGUAUAAAUAGGACUGGUUUCCCCAUUAAGAAGAAGAAGAAAAAACGGUCACCCAUUCUUGAUCACCUUGAAAAUCAUUCAAACAGUGCUAGUUUGUCUAACCCUGAUUUGGAAAAGAUUGCCUCUGCAUCCCCUAAUGAAUCUUCAUCAAACAUAGAAUCUUUCCCUAAAGUGAUUUCUACUAGGGCAAGUGAUCCAUCUGAUAAUAUUGAGCCUAUGCCUGAAACUGAGGGUAAAAGUAAUUGCAAGAGUGACCAAACACCAGAAAAUUCUUCGAAAUCAAGGGGUCGUAAAGCACAGAAUCUGAAAGAAGAAUCUUCAUCUCCAAGUGAUAUAAAAAUCAAAGAAAAACGUGAUAGGUCUGGCAGUUCAACAUAUGAGCAAAAUCGAAGGGAGGAUGAUGAUACAGAUACUGAAUCUGAUGCUUUGGAAUCUAGGCCUCUUGGCACCUACAAGAAGUACAGAGGACAUCUCACCGAGGACAGAACUGAUGAAGAAAUGAGCAUUGAUACUACUGAGGAAUCUAGCACUCUGCCCAUGCUAGAAAACAAAGUAAAAGGAAAGAGAAAGAGAGAUUCUUCUCAUGAUGAAUUUAGCCAAGCUCAGUUACUUACAAAAAGAUUGAAGAAAUGCCGUGAUGAUGAUACAGAUAAAGAUGACGUGAGUGAUUGUGUUUUGCCUUAUGAAUCAAUUCACUGCAGUGAUGCCCCGUCAGGCGAUGAAUCUACCAGAUCAUGCAGACGUAAAAAACAGCCACGGUGGAGAAAAAAAUUCUUAGCUGCUGGUUUAUUUUCUGAUUAUUAUAAGGAAGAUGAGCCACGAAAACCUCAGAAUGAUUCAGGCAAGUCUCGGUUGAUAUAUAGACCAGAAGAACAUCAGCAUGGUCUUUUACCUCCACCUUAUCACUGUGGAAAAUAUCUAAGACAACGUCGUGUAGAAUUUAAAUUGCCAUAUGAUCUGUGGUGGUUGCACACUCAUAGUCAGCUUCCUGGACGGGAUAGAGUUCCAUCCUGGAAUUACAAAAAAAUUCGUACAAAUGUGUACUAUGAUGUGAAACCUACAUUAACCUAUGAGGCACAAGCUUGCAAUUGUGUUUGCCCUGCUGAGGUUGAUAAAAGAGGCUGUGGUGAAGAAUGCAUCAAUCGCAUGGUAUUUUUGGAAUGCUCUCCACAACUCUGUCCUUGCAAGGAAUUGUGCUCCAAUCAGCGAAUCCAGAAACAUGAAUGGGCUCCUGGUCUUGAUAAGUUCAUGACUAAAGAUAAGGGUUGGGGUGUGAAAACUAAAUAUGCAAUUAAAUCAGGAGAAUUUAUUCUGGAGUAUGUUGGAGAAGUGGUAAGUGAAAAGGAAUUUAAGGAUAGAAUGGCAUCACGCUACAUAAAUGACACGCAUCACUAUUGUCUCAAUUUGGAUGGUGGAUUGGUAAUAGAUGGGCAUCGAAUGGGUGGAGAAGGGCGUUUUGUAAAUCAUUCCUGUGAUCCUAAUUGUGAAAUGCAGAAGUGGAGCGUAAAUGGUUUGUUCAGAAUGGCCCUCUUUGCUCUGAGAGAUAUCCAACCCCAUGAAGAAUUAUCAUACGAUUAUAACUUCUCUCUUUUCAACCCUGCCGAAGGCCAGCCGUGUAAGUGUGGAGCAGCAAAUUGUAGAGGCGUCAUUGGGGGCAAGUCCCAACGAGUAAAUGGAUCUCUACCUAUUGAAAAGGAAGAAAAAAGUGAACGGAGACUUGUUGGGCGUCCUCGCAAGAAUGUACGUAAGACCAGUACCACUAGUAGUAGUAGCAGCAACAAGCUGAAGUACAAGAAGAGGCUGGGAGAGGGCAGUUCCAGUCAAAAGCAUAGCUACAUUACUCCUGUAAAGCCCAUGUCUCACCAGCAAAGGUGUUUUGCCCAAAUGCACCACUGUUUUUUGCUUCGAAAUUUAGAAAAGGUGAAGCGAUUAAGGGACAGAUUGAAACAGGCGUCGCGUCGGGAGCAACCAGUAUCUUGCAGUUAUCCCCGUCCACAAGUAAAACAGUCAGAUGUUUUCUUGACUCAACUGAAUGCACUAUCCACUCCACGUAAUAUACGCACCAGACGAUUGGCGCAAGCAGAAGAUAACCCAGAACUCACAAGGACUGCUAGACUUGCCUAUGUGUUUAGAGAUUUAUAUAAUGUUGUUAUGGCUGCGAAAGAUGAAAAUGGUGAAAUGCUUGGUGCUCCUUUUUUGACUCUUCCUUCAAAACGAAAAUUACCUCAAUAUUUCCAACGAAUAAGUGAGCCAAUUGAUCUUGGUACUUUGGAACAAAACAUUGUGACAGGUUUUUACAAAACAGUAGAAUCAUUUGAUCAAGACAUGGUCCGAUUGUUUUCAAAUAAUGUGCGCUUCUUUGGAAGAACAUCAGAAUUGGGAAUCACUGCUACUCGUUUGAGAAAAGUUUAUAAUGAAGCUAAAUUGGAUUUCUUGGGUCAGUUGGAAGAAAUACUGGGAGAAAGUCCACCAUCCUCUUUUAUUCCUGAACAUGAUCCAGGUGGUGAGGAAGAAGAUGUAAUUAGAUGUAUAUGUGGUUUGUACAAAGAUGAAGGCAUGAUGAUACAAUGUGAACGAUGUUUAGUUUGGCAACAUUGUGAUUGUGUUAGAGCAGAUGAAGGCAUAGAACAUUAUCUUUGUGAACAGUGCAGUCCCAGGGAAGUGGACUUGGAAAUCAUCAUGUCUCCACAGCCUCAUUAUGCCACUCCUGGAUUAACAUACUUUAUAACUCUGCUUCGUGGAGAAUUGCAAUUACGUCAAGGUGACACAGUUUAUGUCUUACGUGACAUGAUUGAGGAAAAUGCUCCCAAAACUUCUCCUCCAACAAAACACACAUACAAAACAAUAAAGGACUACAAGUAUACAGAUUUUGAUAUUUUCAGGAUUGAGCGACUGUGGAAGGAUGAAAAGGGUGAAAGAUUUGCCUUUGGACAUCAUUAUCUAAGACCUCAUGAAACAUAUCAUGAACCGUCUCGGAAGUUUUUCCCUAAUGAAGUGAUGAGGGUAGUUCCCCUUGAUCUCAUCAUGGGUCAUUGCUGGGUCUUGGAUUUGAAUACGUUUUGUAAAGGACGACCAGUGGGAGCCUCUGAAGAACAUAUCUACAUUUGUGAAUAUCGGGUUGACAGAAGUGCCCAUCUCUUCACCAAAAUUGCAAAACCUCGACACACUGUUUGCACCAAAGCAUAUGCUUUUGAAACCUUUGACAGAAGAUUAAAACCUCAGAGGACAUAUACACCUCAUGGUCCAGUUGCCCCCAGGGCUCGAGGGCGCAAUGCAGGUUCUCGAAGUGCUGAAGAAGAUCCCAGUAAGGUGGCACCUGGCCCACAGCCAGCUCCAUGCAACGACGAAGAAGAGGAGGUUCCAUUAGCCAGAAGAGCUAGUCAGAAGAAGCGUCUGAAUGUGAUCCUGUUGAGGCUGUUGGCACGAUUACCCAGUAAACAGCCUUUGGAUUUGUCAUUUUUACUUGAACCAGGGAGACGACAUCGUAAAAAAUCUAGCGUUCUUAAUCCUUGAGAAUGGCUACUGUAAGGGGGGUUUGGUUUCAUUGUGGAAGCUAGCCAACUAGUAGUAAUGAUUAAGGAAACAAGAAUGAAUGUUUUUCUGUUCCAUAAAUAUUAUUUAUAGAAUAUUGGUGGGUUGUGUAGAUGAUAAUUGUAUUUAUUUCAAUUCUUGGAACUGUUACUGAUUUUUCCCAUUCUUUUUCUAUUUCAAUUGUGUGCACAAGAUCUCUUCUGUAAUGUUUUACUAUGUAUUUAUUUAUUUUUUUCUAUUCUUACAUAACUUUUCUUGAGUUUGUGCAUAUAAUUGUUACGUAUAUUUACUAGUUUUCAAAUUCGUAUACUUCAGACUGGAUAAGGCAGGGUAUAUCAUACGUUUGUAAAUGGGAACUGAAUGGAAUGAAUUACAAAUAUCCCAACCCCCUCUCCCAGAUGGUGUAACUGAUUCUGAAUCAACGAUUAUUAAUAAAAAAUCUGCUGAUAUCAAAGUAGAUUUAAAACUCCUGAAGUUAUUGUGAACUUCAAUAAAAUGCAUUGCACACCUCAAGAAAAUGUGAGAAAAUGUCAGUUUACAUCCAUCUGAGGGAAUUUAUAGCUUUUCUCUAAGACGUUAUUGGACAUACAAGUACAGAGCUGUACUAAUCUACAUCACUACAUUGACAUAUCAUUUUAAUUAACAUUAAUUUCAUGUUAUGUGAUUUUUAUCAAUCAGUACUCAUAAAUAUAACUUAAAUAUAACUUUUCUCCCUGGAUAUUUCUUUCUUGCCAUAUUAUGGAAUAAUGUUUGAUGCACAUAAAAAUAUGUGCUAUAACAUCAAUAAUUAUAUCUACCCUUUUAAAUAGAUGUUUUAAUAUUUAGGUUUUACUGUACAUUAAAAGUUUUCUUCUUUCACUGUAUUUCAUGUUAGGUGACUUAUUAUAUUUUAGUUUGAAUAAGCAUAUUACCAAAUAUGCCCUUUACAAAUACUGGACUCGAAUAUUUAUUCAUCACCAAUUAUGACAGUUAUUAGUAAAUGUUUAAUGACUGAGAGGACCCUAAAUCAUAUACUUCUGAGAGCAGGAGAAUAUAUUUGUGAUUUUUUAAUGUCUAUGUUAUAUACUGUAUAAAGACAAGUAUUGAAAUUAUUCUCAUUAAUAUUCUAAUUUUCAUUGUAAGAAAUUACAUGGAGAAACAUGAUUCUCUUGUAAUGUUUGUAAAGCUUUGUAGAGUUGAGUUCCUGGUCAGAGAGUUAGUGUGUAAAUAUUAAUCAUAUGUAUUAUGGUGCCAUAUUGGCAUGUAAGAUUAAUAAUUUACCUCGUAACAUUUAAGUUAUUGGAUUAUUCAACCAGGAAUUUACCUCUAAAAUUGUUUUUUUAUCAGUGCUGUGAAUGGUUUUUAAAUGAUGUAAAUUUGAGACAAAUGAUUGUAUAUUUGUAUGCAUGAAAUGAUAUGAAACACAUAGAUGUUUGCCUCUAAUCUUUAUAGCGAAUUUAAGAGAACUCAAAAGUACAAAAGAUUGCUAAAAACUGUACUGGUUUCUGUUGGGUGAAGAUUCUGGAUAAACCCAAGUAUUGAAGAAGUUGUUUAGAUGAGAAACUGCAGUUUUUCUUUCUUUCUUUUUUGUAGGGUUAUAAGAAAUGAUUCAUGUGGUGAAAAAGAAAGUCUAUUUUUAUGCUAGUCACAAAAAGUGGGAAAACUAUUUUUCUGCAUGCCAAGUUUGUUAUUUGUCCAUUUUGAAUGUGUGUUAGCAAAUGAUGGCUUAGCCAUAGUAAUUUUUUUAUAUUGUUAAAAUCUCCAGUGCAGCAUUUAAUAUAUUCAUUGUAUUGAGGCAUAAAUAUUACAAAAUAUUUACAAAUAAUGUAAAUGUGUGAUUGUACAGUAUGAAAUACUGAUUAUGUAACUGUAAUUUAUUUUGUACAUUUCCUUCUUCAGAGUAUUCAAUACUCAAGUAUUAGUAUAAUGUAGUAACUUGUACAGCUGUAGGUCACUAAAUAGUUUCAAUAUAUAAAUCAAUUUUUGUUUAAUUAUUCAUAACGACAAUUGACUUCAAUAACUGAUCUAUUUUUGAGAACAAGCUGAUAUGUGAUGUGAGUUUUUAUCUCGAGCAAUAAAAAUUAAUUUAUGGAGUUUGCCAAUUUCAAUGCAGUGUAAGAUUCUCUGAAUUAUUUGAUUGUUAGCAACUCCAUUUGUAUGUAGAAUCUGUAUUGUGUUGCUUAAAUAUUUUACUAAUGCUAUUUCUUUUCUUCCAACUUUAUCACAAAAAUAUUCUACCAUCUGAAUCAGUUCAGUUUGUUUUUCUGGUAGACUAAAUGUAUAUUAAACAGGAUAAUUAAUUGCUAGCAAUUUUAAAUGAUAAAAUCUCUGAAUACAAAAAACUCUUGUCAUUGUGUACAUUCAUGUUUUGGGAAAUCUCUACCACCUAUUCUUGCAUGCCAACUAUUCAUCAGUCAGGGUAUUAAUUUCUGUGUUAAAUGAAAUUGUUGUGAGAUGCUUUUUGGAUGCUACUUGAAUUUCCGUCUAAUUAUUAUUUUCCUCCGCUUGAUGUCUUCAGAAUUUUUCAAGUCUAGUUUUCAGAAAACUCUUCAGUUUUCUGAAGUGCAGAAUAUUUUCUGAAAUAAAAACAAGGAGAGUCUCUGAAGGAACAUUUCCUCAUUUGUGGCCCGUUUAAGAAUGUACAUAGCCUUUUAGUGUAUAAUAUGAUCAUGCAAAAUUUUACUGACUCAUUAGUUAAUAUUGUAUAAUAAGAACAUAAUUGUCUUUACUUGACAAGCACUUUCAAUAUUUUUCAUUUUGAAUAUUGUUAAUACAUUUUCAUUUAUAUGUGCUACACUUUUUUCUUCGGAUUAAAUCCAAGAGAAUAGUGAUCAGGGGUAAAGGGAAUUUUUUUUCCAUAAUCGCAUUGUGUAGCAUAUCAGGGCUUUCUCAAAGUGAAUUUGAAUAUAAUCUCAGAUGUAGAGUAAAUGUGUUUGGCAGAAACAAAUUGUGAAGUUAGAAUGUGUAUUGUUAUUGUUGUCUAGAAAUUAUUAAAUGCAUUGUAAUUGGCAUUGACACAUUUUUUAAUAAUUUCUGUGGUCUUAAGGAUUUAUUUGCCUUGAGAACUAUAAACAAUCCCUUGAUUUUAUUCUUUUUUUCUGCUGUCUUAUUCUUUAAUGAAUUAAACUGUAUUAUUCAAUGCACAUGUAUAAGUAAUAUUAUGAAAUUGCAUCACUCUUGAGAUUGUCUUAUGACUAUAAAAGUACUCGCAAUACACAUUAAAUGUGUCGAAAUAAAAAUCAUUGAGCUAAAUAUAUAAUUUUUAAGUAGUUUUAAUAACAUGUUGAAAGUUAACCCAGGAUAUUAUGGUUCUUAUUUGUUUAUAAAUUUGUACUGCUUAAGGAGGGAAAUUAUAUCUUUGAUUACUAAACUUAAAUGAAUUCAGGCUAGACUGAUUCUGAUUGAGGUGGCGAAGUGUUGAAAAUGUUUCCAUAAAUAAAUACUAUGUGAUAUUUCUAUUAGUACUUGUUUCUGCUCACUGGUUUUGUUUUAUUGCCUUUUUGAUGUAGGAAUCAUUACUUAAUGAAAUUGAAUUUAAACUUUUAAACAAAUUAUUUGUUAAUAUACCAACAAUCAUUACAAAAAAUUUAUUUGCUUCAAUUAUAGUAACCAAAGAGUUGCAUUAAGCACUAUUGUAUCGCUUUUAAAAAGUUACACCCCACUGCUUCAUCUAUCAUUUGUCAGUAGUAUCUGAAUAUUCCAAAUAUGGCUUGCAUCUGAAAGGAAGUAAAAUGAUGUUAAAAAAGACUUGUUGAAAAAAUCGUAUUUCUUAUAGUUAAAAUGUUCUUUGCUCAUAAGUUAGGUCAGCCUGAACAAUUGGAUUUGUGAUUUGGUGUAUACAACUGAAACUUUUGCCAUUUCAAUGCAAUCUCCAUACUUUGUCAGAUUAGAGGGAUAAAUUGAUAUUUGUAUAUUACCAGGUACUUCUCUAAACAUUUCCACAAACAUCUUGUGGGAAUUAAUCAAACACAGUGGUUUGUUUCUGUAAAGACGGAUGGCAGUGAAAUGUUCAGUGUUUAAUUCUAUUCUUAUUCAGAUGGGGGCAAUAAUUAGAAAUACAUGUGCUUCAAACAAAUAACUUUUGUGGGAGUAGGUUAAUCAUUCUUUGCACCAAUAUUAGUGUAUUUUAGAGUAAAAAAUAAAUAUUAGAAGCAAAGCAGGUUCUCAAGGUGCAAAAGUACAAAACUUUUCACUCACUUGAGACCAAAAUAAUGCUUCCUUUUUCAGAAUCAAUCUAAAGUUUUUCCAAAGUACCUUAAAAGGAAAAAAAAUAUGCAAACAAUUUUAAAUGCUAAUAUUGUUUUCAAAAAAGACUGUAAAGGGUACUAGAAUGUGUGAUCACUUGAGUGAAAGAUCCUGUUUUUGCCAUUGUGGGUACAGAAUGCGUUAUAUAAUGUUUCAAUUGUACUUUUAGUAAAUUUAUGUAAAGGAAUGUAUCUUAAUUCAGGUACAAUGUUCAUGCAAAGUUACAGUAUUAAUAGCACUUUAUUUGGAAUUAGUAUUAACAAACUUGAUGUCUCUGUGAGUUUACAUUUUGAGAGGUUAGUCCUGCUUUGAGCAAACUAAGGAAAUGUGGUCAAUUGUGUUUUCAUUCUAUUGUACAUAAUUCGUUACAUCACUAAAUAAUGUUAAAUUCUCAAAGCCUUUUUCAAGUUCAUACAAUUCUCACAAGUCUCACUAGGCAUUAUUGUUUAAUUUUUUAAAAUUAUUAUUUUGUCAUUUAAACCGUGUACAAAUCAUUAGCCAAAAUGGCAAACUACAAGCUUGUGCUUUUGGCACUUCUGUUUUUAUGAUGUUUUGGAAUGUUCCAUUUGUAUUCUUCUGCCCUGAAUCCACUUAUUCACUGACAGACCUAACACAUGGUUAAAUGAGUUGUUAAAACUUUCACAAUAGUGAGACUAAUUAA
Molecule: messenger RNA, 13484 nt
Organism: Gryllus bimaculatus (two-spotted cricket)
Lineage: Eukaryota; Metazoa; Arthropoda; Insecta; Orthoptera; Gryllidae
Source: the annotation of a GenBank genome assembly